AUGUCACUCGCGUCACUCACUAACCGAUUCUUCUUUCCACGUCGUACAACAAUCGUCUCGUUUCAUAGCAUUAUGAGUAAACACGAACUCUUUUCGACUUGUACCAAUUUGGCAUCUCUCAAGGGACAAAACUUUAUGUCUACAGCGGAGCUGGAUACGGAGCAACUUCUAGGACUUUUGACCAAAGCACAAGAGUUUAAAGUCACGUAUUCGGAUAAAGAUACAAAGGCGUCGGCUUCUAAGCCACUUACGGGUGAAAUCUGUUCAAUGAUUUUUCAAAAACGAAGUACGCGCACGCGCAUUUCGAGUGAAGUGGGAAUGCAUUUGUUGGGUGGAAAAGGACUCUUUCUCUCAUCUGAUGAUAUUCAAUUGGGUGUGAAUGAAACACUCAAGGACACGGCACUUGUGCUCUCACGCUUUAAUAGCCUUAUCCUAGCACGUGUGUACGACCACAAAGACAUUCUAGAGCUUGGUGAAUUGGCUACGGUGCCCGUGAUAAAUGCACUUUCGGACAAGUUCCACCCGUUGCAGAUGUUGGCCGACUAUAUGACAGUCAAGGAACAUUUUGGCAAAAUCGAGGGUCUUACGUUUGCCUGGGUGGGUGACGGCAACAAUGUACUGCACGACUACAUGUUGGCCGCUCCUAAACUCGGUGCCAACAUUCAGAUUGCCACGCCUCAGGGCUAUGAGCCCGACCAGGACGUCGUGGACGAGACCAAGCGCCUCGCCGCGCUUGCAGGUACCAAGGUUAUCAUGACCACCGACCCUGUGGAAGCUGUCAAGGGCGCAAACGUCGUGGCCACCGACACGUGGAUCAGUAUGGGCCAGGAGGAGGAGGCGCAAAAACGUCUCAAGGACUUUGCAGGCUACCAGAUCACUAACAAGAUGUUGCAAAAUGCGCACGACGACCACGUCUUCCUGCACUGCCUGCCGCGUCACCAGGACGAGGUCGAUGACGAGGUCUUCUACGGACCCCGCUCGCUCGUGUUUGACGAGGCUGAGAAUCGGCUGUGGACGGUGAUGGCCGUGUACGCGUCGCUGCUUGGCAAGUUCUAG
This is a messenger RNA of Peronospora farinosa, 1056 nucleotides long. NCBI's taxonomy places the organism in Eukaryota, Oomycota, Peronosporomycetes, Peronosporales, Peronosporaceae. The record is from the annotation of a GenBank genome assembly.